Messenger RNA from Trichoderma virens Gv29-8, 2688 nucleotides. RefSeq lists its product as uncharacterized. The record is from RefSeq and is a predicted model, not a curated record. The annotation marks the transcript as partial. The transcript is spliced from 2 exons. NCBI's taxonomy places the organism in Eukaryota, Fungi, Ascomycota, Sordariomycetes, Hypocreales, Hypocreaceae.
AUGCCAUCCUUCUUAAAAAUAAAAGCUUCCAUCAAGCGCAAAUGGAAAGGGGAUAGCGAGGCUUCUUCUGCUCCAGCGCCCACGGUCGAAAACCAAGAUUCAGCUUUGCCUCAUGCCACGACUCCAAGUUCUGUUAUUGCCGAAAUCCCACCUGCCACGCUGAUAGCUGCCCAAUUGAUCGUCCCAGUCAUCCCAUCCGUUCCACAGCCCCCCAAUGAUGAAAUUCAGUCUCCUCGUCCCUCAGCAGCAACCAACUCAGCCGAUUCUUUAUCUGAUGACAACAAUGACCUCUGGGCUCGGGCCUAUGUGCUCGCCAAGAAGCGCGAAGAGGAUCUUAUGGGGGAUUAUGAGAAGCACAUAGCUUCAUUGGAAGGUGUUCCCGUCGCCACCAAGAGCUUUUCGGAUCCACACGACGUCGGAGUUUAUGUGAAACAACUACUAGAAAUGCGGCAGAAGAAACAAAUACAGGUUUCGAUCUUGGGGCGCGAUGUUGCGAUGCGAGAACAGAUUGAGAAGCUGGCAAAGUUUCUGAUCUGGUCCGAUUCAAUCGUCAAAUCGGCAGUAAGCGCACAGCCUUAUGCUGCCUUAGCCUGGUCUGGCGUUUCACUGUUUCUUCCGCUUCUUAUAAGUGGCACGAAAUACAAUGAUAGCAUGUUAAAAGGCUUCAGCUCAAUAAGUGACAUGCAAAUUUUUUGGAAGUUUUGCGAGGAGACCUACUUCAGGCCGUCAGAUCAGAAUUUUUAUCGGAACCUCAAGGAUCUCCUGGUCGAACUAUACUCCUUCAUCAUCGAGUACCAAGCUCGAGUGAUAUGCCACCUGUCAAAAGCUCAGCAUUCACGUGCCUGGCAGAGCAUGACGGGGUCAGAUGAUUGGGAUGAAGCAAUAAAAUCAAUCGAGAAGCGUCAUGAUAAGUGCCUCUCCCUGGUUGACAAGGUACACAAAGAAAUUAUCCAAGAUAAAAUGGAUGACCAGCUGCAAGAAAUCCAGAGAUUACGAAUUGAGAUUCUCCAGGAGAUGAAGAAAGAUAGAGAAGACCAGAAAGAACGGGAGCUACUGGGUGAUCUUGCGAGUAUGUCAGGAGACUACGAGAGAUACAAAAACAUAAAUCCAGAGAGGGUACCACGAACAUGCAUGUGGUUCUUAACAGAUGAACGGUUUCACAAUUGGCGGGAGAGCAAGUCUGGAGACCUUCUUUGGGUUUCUGCAGGACCUGGAUGCGGGAAAUCAGUCUUAUCAAAGUCCCUAAUUGAUGAGGGCCAUUUAAAUCCAGAGACGACAGUUACAAUUUCAUCCUCAACUAUUACUGUGUCUGAAAGCAUUAUUUGCUAUUUCUUUUUUAAAGAUGGCGGUGAGGGCAAAAUGGAUAACGCUCAUGCUCUCUGUGCAAUACUACAUCAGCUUUUUAUCCAUAUACCUCAGCUCAUGGCAAGGGCUCUGGCAAGUCACAAGACGUACGGUCAAGAUCUAAUGCAGAGAACGGACGAGCUGUGGCGAAUCUUGGUGGAUUGCGCAAAUUUAUCCCCACUCCCAAUUAUCUGUCUACUUGAUGCUCUGGAUGAAUGCAAGGAGAACGAGGGGAUUGGCUUGAUCAACAAGCUCUGGGACUUAUACCGCCACACCAACUCAGCCACUCCCAUGAAGUUAAAGUUCUUCAUCACCAGCCGCCCCUAUGAGACUUUGAAAAUGCAAUUCGAUAGAUUGACUGCAACUUCCGCUUAUUUGCAUUUUGAUGGCGAUGACAAAUCCGGGCAGAUAGCCCAAGAAAUAAAUCUUGUUAUCGACGUCAAGGUACACCAUAUCACAGGGGGUUUUUCAGCCGAAGACCGGAACAAGAUUGCUGAGAAACUUAAGAGUAUGGAAAACAGAACAUAUCUCUGGUUAUACUUGACAAUAGAGAUUAUUGAGAAAAAUAUAGCUACUUAUAGCAGAAGACCGGAUAUGGAAGAGUUCCUGUCUAAGCUCCCGUCUACGGUAUCUGAUGCCUAUGAGAAGAUUCUCUCCAGAAGUCAAGACGGGAGAAAGGUCGAGGCUCUGCUCCAGAUUGUACUGGCUGCCGAGCGCCCUUUAACUCUUAAUGAGGCUAAUUAUGCCCUUACACUUGUAUUAGGGGAUGAGUUUUCGUCGCAUGAAAAGCUACAGGAAAACUUAUGGCCGCAAGACAGAUUUAAGACAACGCCAGGAAACUUAUGCGGCCUCUUUAUCAGCAUUCACGACUCUAAGUUAUCGUUUAUCCAUCAAACGGCUAGAGAAUUUCUACUUCACCCAGAACGAUCAGGAGCGUGGAAGGGGCGACUGAACUUAUCAAGUUCACAUGGAAUCUUAUCUAGAGCCUGCAUGAAUUACUUGCUAAUGGCUGAUGCUUUACCUGAGACGAACGUUGAGAAAGAUUUCGGAAAAAAAUUUCGAGCUGAAUUCGACAAAAAAUAUCCAUUUUUCAUUUACGCCUCUAACAGUUGGCUUUCACACUUUUAUUUGCAAGACGCAGGUUCUACAGAUAGAAAUCGGAAGCUUGCGCGCAGCCUUUGUCGCGUAUCUGCACCACAGACAAGAAAUUGGAUCAAUGGCUCCGGGAAAUUAGGUCCCAAUGGGGACUAUUGGAAUAAAUGGCCAGAUUUUCAGCUUGCAAUUUUUUUUAAUCUGGCUGCCGUUGUAGAAUACAUGAUGGCGCAUGAGCAUCCGAAUGUUAAC